CAGCACACAACAACAUCCAGAGAUUGAGAAUUCUGAUCCAAUAUAUAGUAGAAGUAAUGACUUUUAGAGGGUUUGUCUUGUGUCUAAUUGUGGUCAUGGUGGCCACUAUGUGGACUCAAAAUGCAGCUCAAUCAGGUUGUACUAAUGCACUCACUAGUUUGAGCCCUUGUCUGAACUACAUAAUGGGAAGUUCAUCAACUCCAUCAGCUUCAUGCUGCUCACAACUCUCAAGUGUAGUCCAAUCUUCACCACAAUGUCUUUGCUCCGUGCUUAAUGGUGGGGGUUCCACUUUUGGAAUAACCAUAAAUCAAACUCUUGCUUUGUCUCUCCCCGGUGCUUGUAAAGUGCAAACCCCCCCUGUUAGUCAGUGCCAAGCUGGCAAUGGAGCAACAUCUCCUUGGGCUGCUCCAGUUGGUUCUCCAUCAGAUUCUUCAGCUGAAUCACCUCAAGCCUCAAUUACGCCUUCUGCUUCAGACUUUCCCUCAGGUGCAGGAUCUAAAACUGUGCCAUCAACAGACAGUGGUUUAUCAUCUGAUGGAAACGCUAUUAAAGUCCCUUCCUACUUGGUGCUCUAUCUUCUUAUUACCAUUGUGUCUUGUGGCUUAACCUUCACCAUGUUCUGAUUUUGAGCCAACAGAGGCUAGGGGUGUUCAAAUUUUAUGUUUAGCGUUCGUUGCCAUUGAAGAUAUUUGGAUUUGUACAAAUAAGGAAUGUUGAAUAGAAUUAUUUGAUAUGAAUUGAA
This is a messenger RNA of Cajanus cajan (pigeon pea), 742 nucleotides long. The record is from RefSeq and is a predicted model, not a curated record. NCBI's taxonomy places the organism in Eukaryota, Viridiplantae, Streptophyta, Magnoliopsida, Fabales, Fabaceae.